AUGAGUACGGUCGAUAAGAUGCUGAUAAAGGGAAUCCGGAGCUUCGACCCGGAGAACAAGCACGUCAUCACCUUCUUCAGGCCUCUUACCCUAAUCGUCGGCCCCAACGGCGCCGGCAAAACUACGAUUAUAGAAUGCUUGAAGGUUGCAUGCACUGGGGAGAUGCCACCGAAUGCAAGGUCUGGGCACAGCUUCGUCCAUGAUCCCAAGGUAGCAGGGGAAACUGAGACAAAGGGACAAAUUAAGCUCCGAUUCAAGACUGCUGCUGGUAAGGAUGUGGUAUGCAUCAGGUCGUUUCAGCUGACGCAGAAAGCGUCGAAGAUGGAGUAUAAGGCAAUCGAGAGUGUGCUUCAGACAAUCAAUCCGCACACUGGAGAGAAAGUUUGCCUUAGCUAUAGAUGUGCUGAUAUGGACAGGGAAAUCCCUGCAUUGAUGGGUGUCUCAAAGGCUGUUCUGGAGAAUGUCAUAUUUGUUCACCAAGAUGAAGCUAACUGGCCCUUGCAAGACCCUUCUACAUUGAAAAAGAAGUUUGAUGACAUAUUCUCUGCCACACGAUAUACCAAGGCCUUAGAAGUCAUCAAGAAACUCCAUAAGGAUCAGGCUCAGGAAAUUAAAGCUUACAAGCUAAAAUUGGAGAAUCUUCAAACCCUGAAGGAUGCUGCAUAUAAGCUCCGGGAAAGCGUUUCUCAAGAUCAAGAAAAGACGGAAUCUUUAAAUCUACAAAUACAAGACUUAGAAAAUAACCUUCAAAAUGUGGACGGAAGAAUCCAUGACACUGAAGCAACACUUAAGGAGGUGAGGAAACUAAAGGAACAGAUAUCCACUAAGAAUGCAGAAAGAGGAAUUCUGGUGGAGGAGAUGGAACGGCAGCUUGCUGCCCUUGAUGCAGAAAUCACAGAUGACGAUGAGACAUUGAUUGGUUGCAAAAACACUUUUGACGAAUUUGUGGCCAACCUCAACACGAAAAUUAGCAAAUUGGAGAGAGAAAUGAAUGAUUCAGAAGUCAAAGCAUCCUUUCUUAAGAAGAAUGUCAAUGAAUACAUCCGAGAGAUUAGUAGGCUUCAGGCUGAAACCGAUGCUCACAAUUCCUUGAAGUACGAAAGAGAUUCUAUAAUCCGAAGCCUUUGUACAAGAUAUAAUUUGGGCUCUUUUCAAGACACCCUAUUAAGUGAUGAGAUGGCUUGGAAUCUCACUGACCGUCUGAAAUCAAGGUCAGUGAAUCUUGAAAAAGAUUUACAAGAGAAAAAGAAAUCAAAUGAUAACCAAGUCAAUGCAGCAGAAAAUAGCUACUGGGAUGCAAAUAAGCGUUGGAAAGACACUGAGUCUCAAGUACAGGCUAAAGCUCAAAUAAAGAAUAGUAUUUCCAAUCGGAUUAAGGACAAGGAACCUGUGCUCGCGUCUUACGAGGAAAAGAUAUCUGAUGUAAAUUUUUCUCGUAUUGAAGAAAAGGAAAAGAAUAUGCGAAUAGAGAUUGAAAGAAAGACUAAUCAGCUUGCUGAACGAGAGUUUGAGUCAAAUAUACGCCAGAAACAAAGUGAGUUCUAUGGUAUUGAACAACAAAUUAAGGCACUUAAUCGGGAGAAAGAUGUCUUGGCUAGUGAUUCUGAGGACAGAGUUAUGAUGUCUCUCAAGAAGGCGGAAUUGGAUAAUCACAAAAAGAAGCAUAGAAGAAUAAUUGAUGAAUACAAAGAUAAGAUCAGAGGAGUGCUAAAAGGGAGGCUUCCUGUUGAUAAGGAUCUGAAGAAGGAAGUUACUCAAGCCUUAAGGACUCUUACUGGUGAGUUUGAUGACUUGAAUUCCAAAACCCGUGAAGCGGAGAAGGAUGUGGAAGUGCUGCAAAUGAAAAUCAAAGAGACUGAAAAUAAUAUCUCCAGACUCCACAAAGAUAUGGAUGCUCGAAAGAGAUCUAUCGAAUCCAAGCUGCAGUCAUUGGAUCAACAAUCUUCCACCAUUGAGUCUUACUUUAAAGCUUUGGAAUCAGCAAAGGAGAAAAGAGAUGUCCAGAAAAGCAAGUAUAACAUUGCUGAUGGCAUGCGUCAAAUGUUUGAUCCUUUUGAACGAGUUGCCCGUGCUCAUCAUCUCUGCCCUUGCUGCGAGCGUCCUUUUUCUCCCGAGGAGGAAGAUGACUUUGUCAAAAAGCAAAGAGUUAAAGCUGCAAGUUCUGCAGAGCACAUGAAAAAGUUGUCCAUUGAUUCUUCAAGCGCAGAUUCUAUCUUCCAGCAGCUGGACAAGCUCCGUAUAGCAUAUGAAGAGUAUGCCAAACUUGGCAAGGACACAAUACCUCUGGCAGAGAAAGCUCUGCAUGAGCUAAAAGAAGAGCUUGAUCAGAAGUCUGAGGCCCUUGAUGAUCUUUUGGGAAUCUUGGCCCAGAUCAAGGCUGAUAAAGACUCUGUUGAUGCAAUAGUGAAACCUAUUGAUACUGCGGAUAGACUUCAUCAAGAAAUUCAGAGUUUGCAAAAGCAAGUUGAUGAUUUGGAAUACAAGCUUGACCUACGCGGACAAGGUGCCAGGUCUAUGGAAGAAAUCCAGUCUGAACUUAAUGCUUGUCAGAGUACAAGGGACUCCCUGCAGAGUGAACUGGAAAAGUUAAGGGAUGAGCAAAGGUAUAUGGAAAACGAUCUGCAGAACAUACAGCUUCGCUGGCAUGGUCUAAGGGAGGAAAAGGUUGAAGCAUCAAACCUAUUAUGUAAUCUCAAAAGGCUAGAGGAAGAAUUGGAAAAGUUGGCUGAGGAAAAAAAUCAAGCUGAGCUUGAUGAGAAGCAUUUAGCAGCAGCUCUUGGCCCUUUAUCAAGGGAGAAGGAGAAACAACAGAGUGACCAUAAAGAACUGAAAAUCAAACUUGAGCAGGAGUAUGAAGAACAGAGAAAAGAAUUGGAUGAGUAUCAGAUGGAAGUUGACACAGUGCUGAAAACCAUGUCUAAAAUUAAGGAGUACUAUGAUUUAAAGAAGGGCGAGAGACUGAAAGAGGCGCAAGAAAAGCUAUCUAUAUCUGAGUCUCAACUUGAAGACUGCGAGACAGUGAAAAAGAAACAUUCAAAUGAUAUAAGUACGUUAAAGGGAGACUAUGACAAACAAGAGAAACUUAGAAGAGAAAUCGAAGACAACUUAAAUUAUAGGAAAACCAAGGCUGAAGUCGAGAGGCGUACUAACGAGAUCGAAACAUUGGAAAACACAGUGUUACAAAUGGGUGGAUUCUCGAAGUUUGAAGUUGAUCUGAGAAAGCUUUUACAAGAUAGGGACCGGCUUCUGUCAGAGUUGAAUAGAUGUCGAGGAACCAUGUCUGUCUUUCAAAGCAACAUCUCGAAGAAUAAAGUUGAGCUUAAACAGGCCCAUUAUAAGGAUAUAGACAAGCGGUACUUUGAUCAGCUACUACAGCUCAAGACCACUGAAAUGGCCAAUAAGGACCUAGACAGAUACUAUAAUGCUCUUGACAAAGCUCUCAUGCGGUUCCACACCAUGAAAAUGGAGGAAAUCAACAAAAUCAUCAGGGAAUUAUGGCAACAAACCUAUAGGGGACAAGACAUAGAUUACAUACGAAUACAUUCAGAUGCUGAAGGUUCCGGGACUCGUUCUUACAGCUACAAGGUGCUCAUGCAGACCGGUGAUACAGAGCUUGAAAUGAGAGGAAGGUGCAGUGCUGGCCAGAAGGUGCUUGCAUCUCUCAUCAUUCGGUUAGCUUUAGCAGAAACAUUCUGCCUCAACUGUGGAAUACUAGCACUAGAUGAGCCCACGACAAACUUGGACGGCCCAAAUGCCGAGAGUCUCGCAGGGGCGUUGCUAAGAAUUAUGGACGAUCGAAAGGGGCAGGAGAACUUCCAGCUGAUUGUGAUUACUCAUGACGAACGUUUCGCUCAUCUGAUUGGGCAGCGGCAGCAUGCUGAACGAUAUUAUAGAGUCGCAAAGGAUGACCACCAGCACAGCAUAAUUGAAGCUCAAGAGAUCUUCGAUUGA
This is a messenger RNA of Linum trigynum, 3951 nucleotides long. The record is from the annotation of a GenBank genome assembly. NCBI's taxonomy places the organism in Eukaryota, Viridiplantae, Streptophyta, Magnoliopsida, Malpighiales, Linaceae.